Molecule: messenger RNA, 933 nt
Organism: Trametes versicolor FP-101664 SS1
Lineage: Eukaryota; Fungi; Basidiomycota; Agaricomycetes; Polyporales; Polyporaceae
Exons: 5
Coding region: 1-933 (310 amino acids)
Source: RefSeq, a predicted model, not a curated record
AUGUCUUCCAGCAGCAGCAUCAAAGCUACCUUCGCCGUCAUUGGCGGUACGGGCACACUUGGCGAGCCGAUCUCCGUCGCACUGCUCACCGAGUUCCGGGAGCAAUUCACCACCGUCCGGGUCUUCACUCGCGACCCAUCAUCUGCUACGGCCCAGGGGCUCGCCAAGAAGGGGGCUGAAAUCGUCGCACUCGACAUCGACAAUCUAGGGGCCGCACUCGCCGGUGUCGACGUCAUCGCAAACAUUCUCCCCACCGUGCUGCCCGAGGACGUCCGGAAGAAGGUCAACGACGCUGCGGUGAACAGCGGGGCGAAAGUGUACUUCCUGAGCGAGUUUGGACUUGAUCAUAGGCUGGUCAACUUUAGCGGGUAUGAGCAGCCGGAGUGGGAAGGCAAGAAGCGGCUCGGGGCGCAUGUCCGCGCUCAGGCUAAGGGCACGGGGACCAAGGUCAUCUCUCUAUACACCAGCGUCUUCCUCGACAUCCUCCUGAGCCCUCUGUUUGUUACAGUGGGCUUCGACCUGGAGAAGAACGUCUACCAUCCGUACGGGUCAGCAUCGAAGAAGUUCUCCACCACCGCGAAAAACGACAUCGGGCGCGCUGUAGGCAGCCUUGCCCUGCUCGCGCUCGACCCUUCUACCGCCGCCGCUGUCCCGGAUGAGGCGCGCAUCGCAGGAUCGACCGUGAGCUACGAGGAGGUGCGCGAUAUCGUGUCGAGCGUCAAAGGCGUGCCGAAGGGCGAGAUUGAGGUUCUCGACCUCGACAAGCUCGAGCAGAGCUUGCGCGACCAGAAGGGCAAGGGCGGCAUCUUGGACUACCUCCGUCUGUCUAUCGGCAAGGGCUGGCUGGACCACAGCGACAACGACAACGAACUCAUCAACCCGGGCCAGAAGUUGUGGAAGUGGAAGACCGUGGAGGACCAGCUCCGCGCUUGA